Molecule: messenger RNA, 1308 nt
Organism: Caenorhabditis briggsae
Lineage: Eukaryota; Metazoa; Nematoda; Chromadorea; Rhabditida; Rhabditidae
Gene: Cbr-twk-47
Product: Protein CBR-TWK-47
Exons: 7
Coding region: 1-1308 (435 amino acids)
Biological process (GO): potassium ion transmembrane transport; stabilization of membrane potential
Cellular component (GO): membrane
Molecular function (GO): potassium ion leak channel activity
Source: RefSeq, a predicted model, not a curated record
AUGUCGGACGAAGAAAAUUCAUCGAGCUCCGAAUUACCGGUGCAAAAUAAGCUUAAAAAGAUGCUGAAAAUGGCUCUUCCCCAUGUUGGUCUUGCCGUUUUUUUGUUUCUUUAUCUUCUUUUAGGUGCCUACGCAUUCUAUUACCAGGAGUAUGAUGCAGAUAAGAAGAUUCAGAUGACAAAAUUGCAUUUAAUUCGUCAAAGAUACAGAAAAAUCGAGAACGAAACAACCACCGGAUAUGCUUAUGCUACUCCUGUCACUCCAAUCGGUCAAAGUUUUGCUAUCAUCUACGGGCUAGUUGGUAUCCCUCUAAUGGUCUUAGCAGCAGUGGACUUUGGAAGGUUCCUCUCCCAUAUUGUUCUGGAAAUUUAUUCCAAAUACUUGGAUCUAGUUCACAAACUGAAAAUAAUGAAAACAGUGAUUAUGGAGAGACAUCGUGCCCGUGAUGAGAAACGACGUCUUCAUGCUUUCAAACGGCUUGUUCAGGAUACCGGAUCCACAAUUUCAGAGUGUACAACACAAAAAGAUGUUCCAUUAGAAGAAGAACAAACAACGGAUUCUGAUGAGAUGCCAGAAAAGAGACUUCCUCUUGUUAUAAAUGCUUCAAUCCUUCUGAUAUUCUGUAUGCUUGGAGGGGUACUGUACAUUGCCGCUGGAGGACGUGCCACAUUCAUUGAAUCGUUUUUUCUUACCUUCAAUUUGGUUGCUAAUUUGACAAUGAGUGAAAUGCCCACUGAGCUCAAUCACAUUCUUACAAUUAUUUAUAUUUUUGUUUUUGUUACAUGUGUUCUUUCAAUGAGUGCUGAAUUGGCGGCGUUGGAAUUGAAGGAACUUUUCAUGAAAAUUCAUUAUUUCGGACGUCGAAUCAAUUUCAAAAGAAGGCAACCGAAGAAAGAGCAAAUGGACGUUCAAGUGAAAGAACUUUUGAAAAUCAUAGAAGAAAUCAGGAAGAGAUAUCCAGAAAAGGAGAAAAUCACAACCAUGGACAUUCUAGAAUACAUGCACGAAAACACUGUAAACGACAAAUUGAACGAAAGAAGAGAUACGAUUGCGUUCAUGCCGCAAACAAUGGAGGUCAUCAAGUUUGCAGAUGAGCAAGAUUUGGAAGAACGAAGUUUCUCACGUCAUGAAGAUGUUGCUUCUCUGGGAGGAAAAGCUUCGACAAAGCUCGCUUCUGUAGUUGAUGUUAUGAGCUUCUCACCAGAGGAGAACAUGGAGAAGCGGUUCAAGAAAGAAAUUCGAAAGUAUACUACGGAAAUCAAAUAUGUCAACAAAAGAGGUCAAAUCACUAACAAAGCUGAGCUAUAA